Messenger RNA from Durio zibethinus, 1488 nucleotides. Its product is annotated as proteasome subunit alpha type-1-B-like. Lineage: Eukaryota; Viridiplantae; Streptophyta; Magnoliopsida; Malvales; Malvaceae. The record is from RefSeq and is a predicted model, not a curated record. Gene Ontology annotation, cellular component: proteasome core complex, alpha-subunit complex; proteasome core complex. Gene Ontology annotation, biological process: ubiquitin-dependent protein catabolic process.
GAACCGCACCAUGAAGGGGACAUCCUUUCUUCUUGGGUGAUCCGUUCUCUCUGUCUUGAAGAAGAAGAAAAGAGGAAAAGCCGUCUUCAAAUACAGUCCAGAGAGAGUCAGAGAGAGAGGAAAAGCAAGUUUUUCAGUGGAGGAAAGCUCGCAAUCGGAACGGUGACGUAGAGGAAAAUGUUCAGGAACCAGUACGAUACAGACGUGACUACAUGGAGCCCAGCGGGGCGGUUGUUCCAAGUUGAAUACGCGAUGGAGGCCGUGAAGCAGGGUUCGGCGGCGAUCGGGCUUAGAUCCAAGACCCAUGUGGUCUUGGGUUGCGUCAACAAGGCUAACUCCGAGUUGUCUUCUCACCAGAAGAAGAUCUUCAAAGUUGACGACCACAUUGGCGUCGCCAUCUCCGGUCUUACCGCAGACGGCCGCGUCCUCUCUAGGUAUAUGCGAAAUGAGUGCAUCAACUACAGCUUCACGUACGAGUCGCCUCUUCCUGUGGGCCGACUCGUCGUCCAACUCGCCGAUAAAGCCCAGGUCUGCACCCAACGCUCUUGGAAACGACCUUAUGGUGUUGGCCUGUUGGUGGCUGGCUUGGAUGAAUCUGGGGCUCAUCUCUACUACAACUGCCCAAGUGGAAAUUACUUUGAGUACCAGGCUUUUGCCAUUGGAUCCCGCUCACAAGCUGCAAAGACAUACUUGGAACGCAGGUUUGAGAACUUUGUGGACUCCCCUCGGGAUGAUUUGGUCAAAGAUGCUCUUAUGGCAAUAAGGGAGACCCUUCAAGGAGAAGCUCUAAAAAGCUCAAUAUGUACAGUUGCUGUGGUAGGGGUUGGGGAGCCAUUCCAUAUUUUGGAUCAGGGAACUGUACAACAAAUGAUCGAUGCCUUUGAGAUUGCGGGAGAGCAAGAAGUUCCUGCCACCGACCCUGAUGCUGCCGCAGGUCAGGAGGCUGCAUCUGAGCAGGGUGCUGCUGCUGACGAAGGAGUGGCACCAAUGGAUAUUUGAGAAUGUGAGAACCUGCGUGCCACCCUCGUCUUUAGAUGAGGUUUUCUAGCAUGUGUUUGCUGAUUUGAGUUGGGCACUGGUAGACAUUAUUGUGUUGGAUAUUUCCUGAUUGUUUAUGCAAAUUACAUUUUCCCUUGGUGCAAACAUGGAAUGCUAGCCUGAGCUGAAACUUAAAACUACAUUUACAUUUAUACUCAAGAUACUACACUACUUCGAAUAAUGAAAUUUGAUGCAAGUCUCUUGGAACGCCAAGGUGGAGUGGGCGAAGAUGAGGAUUUGUGACUCACUCAAAUUUUGCAUCAAGGGCACAAAGAUACCCACAAACAUGAAACGACUUAUGGUAGGUACUUUUGCGAGCUGAACUUAAAACGUAUUCAAUUCCUUGGUCGCCCAAUUGAAACUAGACUUUAAAUAGAUUCAAAUCUUCGCCAUGUCUUACUGAAACCAGAAUUUCCAACUCCCUGGCUUCUUCAUUUCCUCCUGAUCAUG